AUGGACAUUGUCUGUAAGGAGUUUCCAAAGCCAAUUUGUUUUAACAAAGAAACUGAGGCAUUUGAAAUUGUAGAUAAUGCCAAGCGAAAUCUGAUAAAACAGUUGAGAAAUUUGGAACGUUCUUUAACUCCAAUGAACCCUGUUUACAAUGUGACAGUCAAAUCUAAAAUGAAUUAUCCUCCACGAAACCUCACUGCUGCGGAUUUGAACUUUGAAACCACCUUCACUACACAGUGCCUCGACCAGGAGCAGGGCGUUUCAUGGAUAAAAAAUGAGAGACUCUCAGCAUUCCUUAAGAGUGACUGUUACUUUGAGUACAGACUUGCAAAAUUGCUGUCUCAGUUAGACUGCCACACUAGGCCCGGUACACAACGUGUAGACAGUGCAUACCAUCCAUGGGUUGUUCUAUCAGAAAGAAAAACCAUCCCUACAGUGGUAGACAAAGCUGAACUUGCCAUGAAAGAAUUGUACAUCUGCCUUGGACAGGCUUCUGUUAGCCAAACUAAAGCGUUGUUCACAGAGGCCAAAGAAGAAAUUCCACUGAUUGUCAUCCAGUCAGACCACAGGCCUACGUUUAUGACUGGGACACCUGUACCAUCACCAAGAGCUUCCUUGCAAACUUUAAGAAAUGAAGACUCUAAUUUUUCACUCUUGCAUGAUGUUAUGAUGAGCGUUGAAGCUGGAAUGUUGCCAGUUAGAAAUAAAACUAGCAGACAGCACUCGAAUAAAACACAUUUCGAAACUGAUCAUGAUCAGUGCACUGCUGGACAUAACAAGCCACAGGUUGUGGAUAAUGAAUUAUUUGAAUUUGUUCCUGAGUACCCUUUGCAGGCACCAGCAACAAUUUUUCUGACAGCGAGGUCUGAGAUUGAAACUGAAGAAAAUGAAGAUCAAUACAGCACUGAAAAUUCAAUAGAAAUCCAAGAGGAAGAAGUUAGUAUAGUUAGUGGAACAACAGAAAGCUCAGAGACCAAACUCCCUUCUAAACCUGAUGAAACAGAACCUCCUUUGAACAAGAAUCCAGUGAUUGACACUCAUGUGGUGCCAACGUCAACUGUUUUAAAAGGUUCUGAGCAGAAUGGGGACGCAUCAUCAGAAGAGAGUAACAGUACAACUUCUCAAGGUUUAACGAAAGGUGUGGAAGAGGAAAGUAUAGAAACUGAUUCUUCCAGUGAAGAUGAUGAUAUUAGACAUGUCUGCUAUGCUACACCACAUCAUCAUUAUAAUUUAAAGAACAGAAAGGGAAUUGAAAAGUUCAAGAAGUUUCUCCAGGGAACAGCUGGCGAGAAGUACUGGUGGCUGUGGAUGGAUAUUGAAAGAUUAAAAAUUAUCGAGGAUGACAAAAAGAGACAAAGCUACCUGAACCUCAUCAGGAAUCGUUAUUUGUGUAGCAGUGGUGAAUUCUACCUGAAUGCAGAAACGCGUGCAAAGCUGCAUCUGUUAUUUGUCUCAAAUUGGACUUUAGAAAAUUUGUGUCAGAUACAGUCAAAUAUAGUGAUACCUCUACUUCAAUAUUGGGGUCCAAGGUAUUGUAUUAACCAAGGCUUUCCCAUAAGAAAAGCUGGCACUAUACUGAAAGAUUGGGAAGAUCGUCACCUGAGACCUAAGUCGGAAAUAGGUCCACCUACUAAGACUGCUAUAUCAAUCCCAAUUCGUACCAAAAUUGAUUGCACUCUGGAAGAGGUAUCAUAUCAGUAUGACAAUAUCCAGGAAAAACAGUCAGCAAAGGAACUCCCAGAUAGUGCAACUCACGUAUCACCACAUAGAAAUCCACUGAAAACAGAAACAGAGAAAACGACAUUCGAAAAGAUGCGGAUCAAAAAUUACCACGAAGCUUUAUGUGAUUAUAGAAUGGACAACUUGCUGCAGGCCCUGCACCAUGAAAACGGGACUGGAUACUUCUUCACUUCUUUUUGCAAACAAACAGGAAAUCUGUUAUGGCGGAAUAGUAUCAACGUGUGGUUUGACCUGAAAGAGUAUCAACAACUUUUUUAUGCAGAAGUCUUUCAACCUUUCAAACUCAGGAGACAAGCUCAGUUAAUUUUUGCUAAAUACAUUGUUGACGAAUCUCCAGAAGAUGUGGAAAUAGAUGCAGAAAGCAAGAAAAUAAUCUAUCAAAAUCUGGAGCCACCUUUCGAAGAACUGUUUGAUGAGGUGGAGGAAUAUGUUCUCAUUGUGCUACUGGUUCCUUGGAUGCACAUGAUUGAAAUGGACAGGUCGAGUUUCAGAAAGGUGGAGUUGAUAAAGCAGACUCGGAAAUUGGAUUCAAUAUACUACAAGAAACUUGAGGAACUACGGAGAAACAUGUUUCCUGAUGAAGAAUUGAUUCUUCCUUCCCGUUCAGUCAGUGUGGUAAAACCUUCAGAUGAUGUGAAAGGCUCAAACUACUGGCAGAUUGUUCCUGAAGAAUUCUGUAAUUACACAUUGAAUUCACUUAUUCGUAAUCGCUUAGACCUCGAGAAUUUCCAGGUAUUCCUUCAAGAAAAUUUAGCAGGUAUGGAUCUCAAGUGCUGGAUGGACAUUGAAUACUUCAGAAGAAUACCUCACAAUGAAAAGGAGACUAGAGAUAUUACGUCCAAAGAGAUCAAGGCCAAAUAUUUGAAUAGGCAGUACUUCUUUGGACCCAGUAGCCCAGCUACAAAAGUACAACAAAAUGAGGUGAUGACACUGGCUGGGGGAUGGGGCAAGUUGCUGCAUGAUCAAUUGUCUUCAGAUGUUCUCAUUGAAGUUCAAAAAUAUGUAAAAGCACGCUUGGAAAGAAAAUGGCUGCCAACGUUUCUGGCUUCACAAGAGUUUUCUCAGAGGCACCGUCAACAGGUACAAAUGCACGAUGUAGUGGAGGACCAGAUGUUACAAAAGGGUAAGAAGAAGCUCCAGUGGAACAAAUGGCUUUCCUCAUCAAACGAAAUCAUCGCAUUCCGUAAAACCUUGUUAAAUCCAGUUACAGCCCUUCAGUUUCAACAGUUUGUGUCCCUGAAGGGUGAAUUUAUGCAGAAUAAUGUCAUCUUCUGGCUUGAGGUUCAAAAGUACAAGGACAUGUACCAUUCUCAGGCUAGUGAGGAGACUAUUCGAAAUAAGAUCACCUCCAUCAUUAAUUGUUUCAUCAAUUCCAGCAUUCCUCCACCUAUACAGAUCAAUAUUUCAUCAGAAUGUGCAAGAAGUAUCAUGAAUUACAGACAAGAUCAGGGACCGUAUAUCUUCAGAGAAGCACAGCUGACAGUAUUUGACCUUCUCUUCAAAUUAUGGCCGGACUUUUUGAACUUCCGACAUAGUGUUGCCGAUGAGAGCAUCCUGCCAACCUCGGAAAGAAAACUAAUGAGGAAAUAUAGAAGUGUCAAAAAGAGCAUAACAUCAGAGAGCUCAGUGCAGGAUGUUCUGCUGGGUGCAAAUGAAUUACAAUUUGAGAGCAGAAAGUCCAGCAUAAGUCAACUAUCUGAGAAGAGUGAAGAUAGUGAACAAAAGAAACUAUAGGAAACUAAGCCAAACUAAUACAGGCUGACAACUGAAAAUAAACUUGACUAACCUAUGAAUUAAAGUAACUUUUCACCUGAA
Molecule: messenger RNA, 3552 nt
Organism: Rhincodon typus (whale shark)
Lineage: Eukaryota; Metazoa; Chordata; Chondrichthyes; Orectolobiformes; Rhincodontidae
Product: regulator of G-protein signaling 22-like
Exons: 22
Coding region: 1-3471 (1156 amino acids)
Biological process (GO): regulation of signal transduction
Molecular function (GO): G-protein alpha-subunit binding
Source: RefSeq, a predicted model, not a curated record